Molecule: messenger RNA, 1152 nt
Organism: Bombyx mandarina (wild silkworm)
Lineage: Eukaryota; Metazoa; Arthropoda; Insecta; Lepidoptera; Bombycidae
Source: RefSeq, a predicted model, not a curated record
AUGUUCUUUUUUGAGAAACCUGUUGUUUUUACUAUAAUUCAAAUAACAAUGAUCAUAGUUAAACCUGCCAAAUAUAAAUUGAGUGACCCGUUUAGGCCGGAAGAUACAUCGAAAUUAUCAGAGUCUAUAAUUAUGUAUUUCAAAAUUUUUCACAUAUUUUUAGGCAUCGAUCUUGGUGGAUUUCGUUACCAGAAUCGACAAGUCAAAUACGCUGUGAGAUUAAUAUCAUUGAUCCAGCCAUUAGCCAUUUAUGGUUUGUGUAUAUACGCUUUAUUAAAAAUUAUUGCAAACACUGAAUUCUUAUGGUACACUAUAUCCUUCACCGAAUAUGUAGCUAUGUCUGUCGCCAUUACGCUAUUCAGUAACGAAAUGACGUACUGCAAUUUUAUGAUUAAUUUAAAGUUCAUCGAUACAAAAUUGAAAAUUGGCGAUGUAUCGUUCAGAAUUGGAGUGAAGCUUAUAUCCAGUACUAUUCUCAUCGGAGUUACUAGAUGUUUCACGACGACGACUUAUUGUCUCCUUGGCUUCUGUGCAAAACCGACUGCAGCACAAAUUUUAUUCCAAAUACCAUGGCUCACGAUAGACUUAAUGCUUUUACAAUACAUGUUUAUAUUCUAUGCGUGUUACUGUCGUUUAGUGAAAAUUCUGGGAAUUUUGAAAAAGCGGAACACAGAUAUAGAGGAGAUGCGAAGGAUUUAUAAAACUCUAGUUGACGUGUUGGAUAGAGCAAGAGCACCAUUUGAUUUAGCGUAUCUAUUAGGAUUACUCUUUAGUAUACCAGAUGUGCUUUAUUCGAUCUAUGAGUCAAUAAUCAAGGUUGGAGAGAUAAACACCGCAAAAGCAUUAUCAAUGAGUAUAAUAUACAUUACGAACAUACAAUCACUGGCGCUGAUGUUUGCACCGGUUUUAACGGCUGGAUUCCUCCCAUCGUUGACGAUGAAAAUGAGGAUAAUUUUACAUGACAAACUAUUGGAAGAACAAGAUAAAAAAACGUAUCGCCACAUCGUGCUUUUCAUCAAAUAUAUCGAAACUUGCCCCUUGAAGUUAAAGGCGUGUCAGAUAAUACCUUUAGAUUUCAGUUUCCCGAUAAUUAUCCUUAAUAUAGUCGUGACAUAUUUGAUUGUGGCCAUACAGCUCACGCAUUUUUUGUAG